Messenger RNA from Mastomys coucha (southern multimammate mouse), 2694 nucleotides. RefSeq names its product pulmonary surfactant-associated protein A. The record is from RefSeq and is a predicted model, not a curated record. Gene Ontology annotation, molecular function: signaling receptor activity. The transcript is spliced from 6 exons. NCBI's taxonomy places the organism in Eukaryota, Metazoa, Chordata, Mammalia, Rodentia, Muridae. Bases 97 to 843 code for a protein of 248 amino acids.
GGAGGCAGAUAUCCACACAGCUUGCAGGCUCUGUGUGCGGGGAUCUGAAGUUGGAGGCCUGCAGUGUGAUUGGGAGAAACCACUGGUACAGUAGCCAUGUCACUAGGUUCUUUGGCCUUCACCCUCUUCUUGACUGUUGUUGCUGGUGUCAAGUGCAAUGGGACAGAAGUUUGUGCCGGAAGCCCUGGGAUCCCUGGCACUCCUGGAAGCCAUGGUCUGCCCGGCAGAGAUGGGAGAGAUGGUAUCAAAGGAGACCCUGGACCUCCAGGUCCCAUGGGCCCUCCUGGAGGAAUGCCAGGUCUUCCUGGGCGCGAUGGGCUGCCUGGAGCCCCUGGUGCCCCUGGACAACAUGGAGACAAGGGAGAUCCUGGAGAAAGGGGCCUUCCAGGGUUUCCAGCUUACCUGGAUGAGGAGCUUCAGACUGAUCUCUAUGAGAUUAAACAUCAUAUUCUGCAAACAAUGGGAGUCCUCAGCUUGCAAGGGUCCAUGCUGUCAGUGGGAGAUAAAGUCUUUUCCACCAACGGGCAGUCAGUCAACUUUGAUACCAUUAGAGAGAUGUGUACCAGAUCAGGUGGCAACAUUGCUGUCCCGAGGAAUCCUGAGGAGAAUGAGGCCAUCGCAAGCAUCGCAAAGAAGUACAACACCUAUGUCUACUUAGGUGUGAUUGAAGGCCAGACUCCUGGAGACUUCCACUACCUGGAUGGAACUUCUGUGAACUACACCAACUGGUACCCAGGAGAGCCCAGGGGUCGGGGCAAAGAGAAGUGUGUAGAAAUGUAUACAGAUGGGAAAUGGAAUGAUAAGGGCUGCCUGCAGUACCGGCUGGCCAUUUGUGAAUUUUGAUCAAGCAAUUAGAUGAAAAGAAAAAACCUCACACUAUCUUUAAGCCUCUAUCUUGAUGAUCUAUCUGGUCUGUAAGACCCUGCAACUACCUUUCAAGCAAAUUUACUUGUGGCCAUCAGAAUUAGAAGCAUCCUUAGUCACCCCAUCUCCCACAUGGCCCCCAAACUUUUCUCCAUAUUCAUUAGUAAUCCUGAGUGUCCCCCUAGAGUCUCAUCUGAGCAUUCAACUCAAGGCAGCCACUGUCACCCUUGGCCUUCAGCAUAAGAUGGAUGGAGACUUCCUUUUUCCUCACUUUGUCCAGUCUUCAUUUGUAAAUGGUCACCAUGAAGACCCAGCAUGGAAGGACCCUCUAAAUUACACAGAAAGUGCCUGCUCCCUGACCCUUCAACCCUUAUUCUGCAGCUCAGUGUCCCAAGAUUUAGAAAUCUAGGUUGAACUUAAAAAAUAGCCAUAGGGGAUUUCUGAGAAAUACCUAAUGUGUGGAUGUAGGCCACAUUUACUGUUCUUUGUAUACAUGCUUUCAAGGCAUACAUGGGCUCUAAGAAGCCAGAGAACCAGGUAGGGCCACAGUACAGUACUGGAGAAGCAUAACCUCGCUGUUUGGCAUAUAUGGCCUGCUCCUUGGGUCUGGAUGUGCUAACUCAACCUCUUGACCUAAUAGCAGCCACCCUGGGUUUUGAGAGAAUUACCUUUCCAGCCCAGACCCUAACUCAAUUGAUUUCCUGCUAACAGACACAGCCUUAGUCCACUUUAUAUCAUGAGGCAUUCAUGAUACUAACUGCACUCUGUUUUCUCCUCUCAUGAACUCAAUCAGCUAUUCCAUUAAAGUCAACUGCAUUCCAGGUGUUUGUCUUCUGUUAAGCGUUUGGCUGGUUUUUUUUUUUUUUUUUUUUUUUUUUUAGCCUAUUUCUUUACUAUGGGAUGCAAAUAAAGUAAUUCUUACAUUUUUUUCUAUCUACCAAAAUCAAUACCAAUAACAAUUACUACAGCAAAGACUGAUCACAUGCUGCAUACCAAGUACCUUGACAAGCACAGAUAACAUUUGUUUUUAGGUAUCAUUUAAUCUUUAAAUGUGCCACAGAACCAGAUUAGGGGCAUGGGAGCUAAAAAGGUAUCAUGAAGAACAUGGCAUUCGUGCUGAUAGCUGGGGUCAAGAUAACUCCAGAUCUGUGCCCAUAUGGUCUAUGUUGAGGAGUGACAUCAUCUUUUCACCCCUCCUCAGACACUGGGAUGGUAUCUACUGUGCCAUGGCUGGUGACAGGAAUCAAAACACAGGUUUCUAUGAGUCAUCCUACUUUCAAAUGCAUGGAAUGGAUUAUGGGAUCCACCCUAGUCUCAGCUAUGUGGAAUGCAACCAUGACGUACACGCCAGGUAUCCAUAGGGGUGCAACUAUGCCUUGAGGGGUCAGCCAACUAUACAUCUUAUCUCUAGAAGUUGUUUAUGCUCCCCUCAUCUGACACUCUUCCCACAUUUCUUGGGCAAAAGGAAGCCUAGGAAUAGCCAGAUGGAGAGCUGCUACUUAAACUUUCAUGAAUGUUAACUGCCAAGCUGACCUGUCUACCUGUGUGCUGAGGACUCAACACAUAAGCUGUUGAAGAUUAGCCGAGCCAGAAAAAGACACAUAUUCUCAGUUUUAUAGAUCAACAGCCUAAAGCUUUAAAAGCUGACAUUGCUCCAGUUCCUCUUAAGUCUAUUUUUUUUUAUGAAAUUACUUGUUAUUGUAACUACAUUGUUUUUGAAAACAUUUUUAGUAAGCUAUUGCUGGUUUGGGGGAAAGAAUGAUUUUUAAAAAUUGAUCGUAUACUCAACCAUCUUUUUGAAUUUGUAUUUUUACCUUAAUACUUUCAAUG